Molecule: messenger RNA, 1569 nt
Organism: Ylistrum balloti
Lineage: Eukaryota; Metazoa; Mollusca; Bivalvia; Pectinida; Pectinidae
Product: G protein-activated inward rectifier potassium channel 2-like
Exons: 3
Coding region: 1-1569 (522 amino acids)
Biological process (GO): potassium ion import across plasma membrane; regulation of monoatomic ion transmembrane transport
Cellular component (GO): plasma membrane
Molecular function (GO): inward rectifier potassium channel activity
Source: RefSeq, a predicted model, not a curated record
AUGACCUCAACAGGUCAGGAGUUCGGUAUGUUCUAUAUGUACAAAGACGCAAAACCAACCGUUGAAAGUCGCUACCCUAUAUUGGAAUAUGUCAAACGUAAACUUAAAAUCGGACAGUUUGAUCCAGAAGACAACAGAAAGGCGUUGGUAAAGAAAACUGGACAUUACCGUGUCAAAUACACAGGACUGAAAGAAUUCCGAGGACUUUUCUUAAGGGAUCUGUACAUCACACUCAUCGACCUACAAUGGCGGUAUGUUCUCGCCAUCGUCUUCAACAUGUAUCUCGUCACGUUCUUCUUCUUCGGUGUAUGUUGGUAUUGGAUCAUGGCUAGCAAUGGCGACUUCGACCAUAUCAACGACCCCAACUGGAAGCCUUGCCUGAGCGGAGUUUACACAUUCGCCGGCACUCUCAUCUUUUCCAUUGAGACGCAGACGACGAUUGGGUAUGGUUACGCUUAUCUGAAUUCGGAUUGUACGAGCACCCUAGUGUUGCUGUUCAUACAGAUCACGUGCGGAAUAUUGAUGGAGAACCUGUUGCUUGGCUUUGUCUUCGUCAAGUUUGCCCAACCAAAGCGCCGACAGAAGACCAUCGUCUUCAGCAAGACCGCCGUUGUUAACCAGGAAAAUGGCUGUCUCUGUUUACAGGUCCGACUUGGCGACAUGCGACAGAGCCAUUUGCUGGACGCACGAGUUCACGGAGUCCUCACAAAGAAGCACGUGACCACAGAAGGCGUACAGUACCCGCUUUAUCUACACGACAUGGAGUUCCAUGCUCAGGGUAUGGGAGAAAGGAUAGUUCUGAUGUGGCCACUUAUCUUAUCCCAUAAAAUCACUUCCGAUAGCCCGUUUUGGAACAUCAAACCAGCCGACCUUAUGAGCGAUAAGUAUGAACUCAUCAUUUAUGUAGAAGGCACCAUAGAAUCUACUGGAGAGUACUGUCAGGCUCGAACCUCAUAUCUUCCUACUGAAGUCCUCUGGGGACACCGGUUCGACAGGCUUGAGGAGUUUGAUUCCGGCAAUGGUAGAUGGGAAGUCGACUUUGAAGGUUUUCAUGACGUAAUCUAUACGACAAACAUCCGUCAUAGUGCAAAAGAACUGCAUGAUAUGAAAUUCAAUCCUACCAAAGAUAAGGCCAAUGAGGGCGCUACAAGUCCUAACCGUAAGACACCAAGUCCUCCACUCUCAGUUUCCCUUCACACUAUACCAUACGAUGCCCCACCCACGUCAGAUACCAGCAACGACAUCACGGACACAACGACCGCACAGGAAGGAUCUUCAAUUAUGCCGGAAAUGACGUCAGAAGACGAAAUGGAAAACUACAUGCACACAGUUUUGAGUACUAAUUCUUCUGGGAACGAAGACGAAUGUGAACCAACAGACAGAACCGCCUCGCCAGACACAAAUGCUAAGGAGGAUGUCUACACAGAGAUCCACAGCGACCUCGGGAACGGUAACCUAGGCGAUAUACAAGAGGAAGAUGAGAACGACAUGCUAGCGCGGUACAAGUAUGCUGAUGCCGACGACGAUGAUGACGAGGAAAAAUCAGAUGAUGAAUAUCUGUCGUCUUGA